Drosophila ananassae is the source of this 1198-nucleotide messenger RNA. Its product is annotated as uridine phosphorylase 1. Gene Ontology annotation, molecular function: uridine phosphorylase activity. Gene Ontology annotation, biological process: uridine catabolic process; nucleotide catabolic process. Bases 32 to 1144 code for a protein of 370 amino acids. The record is from RefSeq and is a predicted model, not a curated record. NCBI's taxonomy places the organism in Eukaryota, Metazoa, Arthropoda, Insecta, Diptera, Drosophilidae. The transcript is spliced from 7 exons. Gene Ontology annotation, cellular component: cytosol; cytoplasm.
GGGUAUCCAUUCGUUCUUACACAUGUUGUAAAUGGAGCCUUGCACCCUACUAUGUAGGCACUAUGUUCGAUUUAGAAAACUUGCACAGUUCGCCACCAGCACUCGGAGAAGACGGAUCGGUCGGGUUCUUCACAGUCCGUUGUUGUUUCCAUUUCAAAAGUGGCACCACGUUGUUCAUUCCGUUGCCAACAAGACUUUUCGCUCAUUUAUAGAAAACUAUACAGUUAGACCCUUCAGCAAAAUGUCUGGAAGUAUUGAAUUGGCUAAUCCCCAUUUGGAGACCAUGUGUUCGGAUUUCUUGUACCAUCUGAACAUCAAUGUAGAAAACUCCCAAGAACCAACCGAAAUCAAAAAUAAGUUCGGCGACGUCAAGGUGAUUUGCUGCGGAGGAACUGUGUCUCGCAUGCGACAGCUUGCAUUGUAUCUGCGAAAGGUGUUAGAUGAUCCCGAGACCGGUGAACCCGUGGAUCUGUGUAGUGGAGGUCAUCGCUAUGCCAUGUUCAAGGUUGGCCCUGUCUUGACUGUCAGCCAUGGCGUUGGAUCCUCCACUUUCAGCGUGGUGUUGCACGAACUGUUGAAGCUGGUCAAGUAUGCUGGCUGUGAGGACCCUGUUUUCCUGCGGAUCGGUACUUGUGGUGGUGUCGGUGUUCCACCUGGCACUGUAGUGGUCACAAAAAAUGCCUUCAACGGCUUUCUCCGCAACGAGCACGAGAUUGCUAUACUUGGUAAGCGUGUUGUGCGACCUGCUCAGUUUCCUGACAGUGUGAUUAAGGAUGUUAUAGCAUAUGGUAGCAAAGAGGACGAUGGUUUCAAAACCAUAAGUGGCAACACAAUGGGAACGGACUGUUUCUACGAGGGUCAGGGCCGGUUGGAUGGAGCUAUAUGCGAGUACACGGAAGCCGACAAAAUGGAAUUCCUGAAGAAGUGCUUCGAUCUAGGAAUCGUGAACAUUGAGAUGGAGGCCAGCAUGUUUGCUUCGGUUACCCAGAAGAUAGGAGUCAAGGCCGGCGAUGUGUGUGUGACCAUUGUGAAUCGACUGAACGGGGAUCAGGUGGAAAUAACCAUGGAGAAGAAGCACGAAUUUGAACAGCGGCCCUUCUUAGUCGUGGGCCGAUACAUUAAGAACCUAUUGCAGAAGUGCUAGAUAAUGCUAUAUUUUAUUUUCAGUCCAAUAAAGAUGCCAUCUAAAUUUCUUGGA